AAUCGGAAAAUGGCAGCGACGAGUGUUGUCGUUCUCGACCGUGGAAAUAAUACAACUUGUACCGUAAAUCUUUUCGGAGCUACGGUUGUAUCAUGGAGGGUGAACAACCAAGAACAGUUAUUUGUAAGUAAACAAGCAGUGUUCGAUGGCAAGCGAGCGAUACGAGGAGGGAUACCUUUUGUGUUUCCUCAAUUCGGACAAUGGGCAUUCGGACCGCAGCACGGCUUCGCGCGGAUAGCGCGCUGGCAUCUAGAGAAGGCGCCAGAGCGGCUCCCCAGCGGCGACGUGGAGGCCGUGCUGUGUCUCAUAGACGACGACUUCACACGCUCCAUGUGGCACUUCCAGUUCAGACUGACGUACCGACUGAUCCUCCGCGAGAAGGAACUCCACUUCAACAUCGGCGUGUACAACCCAAGCAAGGAACUGACGUUCAGCUGCCAGCUCCUCCUGCACACGUACUUCAAGGUGCCAGACGUGCGCCGCUGCCAGAUCACCGGCAUGCACGGGUGCAUGUUCAUUGACAAGACGCGAGAAGGCACAGUGUACCAAGAAACCCGGGAAGUGGUCACCAUCAACGAAUGGACGGAUCGCAUCUACCAGAACACGAUGCAGGAACACAUCAUCACCAACGUCGUCAGCGGCCGCAAGAUGCGGAUACAGAAGUACAACUUCCCUGACACCGUGAUCUGGAACCCCUGGGCGGACUACGCCAAAGAGAUUCCUGAUUUCGGCGACGACGAGUUCCCGAAUAUGGUGUGCGUGGAGGCCGCUCGCGUCGCCGCUCCAAUUGUUCUACUACCCGGAACUGCCUUCGAAGCUUCGCAAAUACUACAGGUGAUGUAAGCAGAUGGCGGUCCC
Molecule: messenger RNA, 858 nt
Organism: Cydia fagiglandana
Lineage: Eukaryota; Metazoa; Arthropoda; Insecta; Lepidoptera; Tortricidae
Exons: 8
Coding region: 10-843 (277 amino acids)
Biological process (GO): carbohydrate metabolic process
Cellular component (GO): cytoplasm
Molecular function (GO): carbohydrate binding; glucose-6-phosphate 1-epimerase activity
Source: RefSeq, a predicted model, not a curated record